AUGGCCUUCGUAUUCGUCGAUCUGGAAAUUGCUGCACAAGAUGGUGAAGUAAAAUCAUUGAAAUCAAAUGUUCGUUCACUACUUAUUGCGAUGAAACCAUUAGGAAAUUUAAAUAAACGUAUUUUAAUUGAAAAAUUUCGAUUAUAUAUAAUAUCAUCUUUAUUUAGUUUCUUAGCUUUUCCUAAUGCGUGUCGAACUGUUCAACAUAAAAUGCCAGUCGUUCGUCGACGAUUAGAUCAAUAA
Molecule: messenger RNA, 243 nt
Organism: Rotaria sp. Silwood1
Lineage: Eukaryota; Metazoa; Rotifera; Eurotatoria; Philodinida; Philodinidae
Source: the annotation of a GenBank genome assembly